Synchiropus splendidus (mandarinfish) is the source of this 6101-nucleotide messenger RNA. It is a transcript of the gene capn3b, whose product is annotated as calpain 3b. The record is from RefSeq and is a predicted model, not a curated record. The transcript has 22 exons. Gene Ontology annotation, molecular function: calcium ion binding; calcium-dependent cysteine-type endopeptidase activity. Bases 1993 to 4425 code for a protein of 810 amino acids. Gene Ontology annotation, biological process: negative regulation of apoptotic process; proteolysis. NCBI's taxonomy places the organism in Eukaryota, Metazoa, Chordata, Actinopteri, Syngnathiformes, Callionymidae. Gene Ontology annotation, cellular component: cytoplasm.
UGGGAUCCUUGCUGACCUUGGCGAUAAAGCUGAAUCUGAUUCCGAUUAUAUCCGCGAACACGCCCCGUGUGAACCAGACUUCAACUAAAGUUAGCACCAAUAAGACAAAAGACGAGCUUAAGGAGGCGCGAAAAGAACAAGAGGCAAAACAACAUACGUGUUAAAGAUGAUGUUGGUGUCGAUGAAUGCUCCAGUUUCACUUCUUUCCCGCACAGGACCGAAUGGAGCUUUCUUGGUUGGGUGAGAACCGCCCAGGAGUCGCGGCUGUUAUCUCCUCGUCCCCCGCAGCUGAACAACAACAGACACGUCGAUGUUUACCGUCGCAGCUUUGUUCACUGUCACGGUCGAGAAAUGUCGAUAUUUUAUGAGCGCUAGCGGGCUAACUAGCGUUUAGCCGCAAGCCCAGAGAACACGGGCAAAACUGCACGCUAAAGCAACAGCUCUUCACGCAUUAUCUGACACACGCCAUAAUGUUUAAUCAAAAGUCAACAUGAAAAGCGAGAAGAGUCGAAUGCGACGGGUAAGUUGCCCAGUGGAGUCUGACUGGCUGCAGAUUCGUUAGCAUUUAGCCUGACAUGAUGGCGACAACUUCCAGAUGAACACUGAGAGAGAGGAACGUCAAGGGCCGCACGGGUUGCCAGACUCUGGACACAGACGACAUAAUCCCCCUUUCACAGCCCUAAGAACCAAUCAAACGCUAUGCAAACGUAAAAUCUCAAAACAAUAUUGCAAAAUAAAGACAUUAAGUGUUUGAACAAUCAGAUUUCAUUCUCACAAGAGUCAUGCGCUUAUUGAAAUAGCGAUAUAUCAAUUACAAACAACUGUGUCUUUCAAUAAAUCAGUCAAAGGACAACUCAAAUGCUACUUUGAUAUACUUAUAUUUUGACGAACACCUCGCUCUUUGUUGCAUAAUGUCUCAUUGAUACAAUAAGGCCAACCAGACCAAGUCAUUUUAAGAUAAACAUUCAAGUUAGAAUGUUGGUUUUACUGAGUUUAAUAGAGGCUAUUCUUAACAAAGAGCACAACAACGAUUCAAAUAAUUCAUUUAAAAUCUUGAUGGUUUCUUUAGUAUUAAAACAGAGAGCGGAGUAUUUAAGUAUACAUUUUUAUUUCAAACACAUGCCCUCAUUUAUUUAAUGUACAUUUUACAUAUUGCUCAUUUGUUUUUCAUUUUUUUGUAUUUCUUUACUCAUUUUUCAUUUACCUGCUUGGGAUCAAUAAAAUAAACACACACACACACACACACACACUUAUAUAUAUUGACUUCAGACUUGAAGUGUAUUGAAAGAUUUAAUAAGGUUUGAUAAUAGUGCUUUGUUAGCAUGAGGAUAGAGCUGAGCAAUUAAUUCGAUUUUCCAAUUGUCUUAUUGUGUUUUGCAGAAUUAUUGAUGCAUGAUUCUUUGCUGUCUUUACAACAAUACAACAUACAACAUGAGAAUCAAUAAUGUUAAGGCAGCAUCACUUUGAUGUCAUGCCACAUAUUGCGACCAUCUCAAGAGCCAGUUGGAAUUAUAUUUCCUGAAAUUCCCAGUGCGGACGUAGGGAGUCGGAAGACGGGGUUCUUCAGCUGGAUGGUCAUCUCUUUUAUUGUACUGGUUUAUUUGAUACCACCGAUCCAACUGAUCGGAUAAAUCUCCGCCCCAAAUUGCAGCUGGCUUUGAAAACAAUUAUUUUCCACAGUAUCAAAAUGUGCCGCACACUGGGGCCAGAGAAUCCUGACCGAGGGUUUGGACCCCUCCAACAAGUCUCCUCCCCUACUUUAAAGGUGCCUAUAUUUAGAUCCAGCAACAGGGACGCAACAGAGACUGUGACUGGUCCGCUCUCACAUGUUGACUUUUCAUGGAAGGAACAAGAAGUGAUAACUGGUGUUGCGUGAGGAGUGCGGAACUUUCUCUGGCUUGUGUUGCAAGACCCCUUUACGCAAUCGAGGAAGAACAAUAGAGAUUUAAACUACCGUACAUUGGAAAGAUAGAGCUGGCCUUCAAGUCAAGGAUGGAUGACCAGAAGCCGAGGGAGCCUGUGGUGGAAAUCGCUGAGAAGAAGGAGCUUUAUCAAACUGAAGCGUCGGCCGGGCCUGAUGGGAAAUCGGACUACCCUCUCUCUGGGGCCAACUCCAUCUACUCUGCCAUCUUGAGCAGAAACGAGGCAGUGAAGGAUGCCAGGCGUCUCAAGACCUUUCUGGAGCUGCGGGACAAAUAUGUGAAGAAGAAGGUUCUGUUUGAAGAUCCCCUGUUUCCCGCCAACGACUCCUCCCUCUUCUACAGUCAGAAGACCCCCAUGAAGUUUGAGUGGAAACGUCCCUCGGAAAUUUGUGAAAACCCUCAGUUCAUCAUUGACGGGGCGAGCAGGACGGACAUCUGUCAGGGAGAAUUGGGUGACUGCUGGCUACUGGCCGCCAUCGCCUGUCUCACUCUCAACGAGAAGCUACUGUACAGAGUGAUUCCUCCGGAGCAGAGCUUCACAGAAAACUACGCUGGGAUCUUCCACUUUCAGUUCUGGCGCUAUGGCGAGUGGAUCGACGUGGUCGUGGACGACCGCAUCCCGACCUGCAACAACCGGCUGGUCUUCACCAAAUCUUUCCGCCAGAACGAGUUCUGGAGCGCUCUUAUGGAGAAAGCCUACGCCAAGUUGCACGGCUCAUACGAGUCUCUGAGAGGCGGGAACACGCUGGACGCCAUGGAGGACUUCACAGGAGGAGUCACUGAGUUCUUUGAGUUGUCAGAGGCUCCAAAAGAUCUGUACAUGAUCAUGAAGAAAGCUCUGGAGAGAGGCUCGCUGAUGGGCUGCUCCAUCGAUGUUCAGUCCGCCAGUGAAAUGGAGUCUCGGACGGAGCAGGGUCUGGUCCGGGGUCACGCCUACUCAGUCAUCGGCCUUGAGCAGUGCGAUGAGGUGGCGAAGGAGAGCAAGAUUCGACUGAUUCGCCUGCGCAACCCCUGGGGGUGGGUGCUCUGGAAGGGCCCCUGGAGCGCCAAUUCGAAAGAAUGGUCCACCAUUUCUGUCGCGGAGAGGGAGAACCUGAAGAAGUUGACAGUGGAGUCCAGCGAGUUCUGGAUGUCCUUUGAUGAGUUCAAGAGGAACUUCACCAAGCUGGAGAUGUGUAACCUGACACCCGACACGCUACAGGGUGAUGAAAGACACAGCUGGACGGUGUCGGUCAACGAGGGUCGCUGGGUCAGAGGCAGCUCGGCUGGAGGCUGCAGGAACUACCCAGAGACGUUCUGGACCAACCCUCAGUACCGUCUGGAGCUGUACGAGCAGGACGACGACACCGAAGAUGGGAAGGCGGCGUGCACGGUGGUCGUGGCUCUGAUGCAGAAAGGGCGCCGGAUGCAGCGCCAUCAGGGAGCCAGGUUUCUCACCAUUGGCUUCUCCAUUUACGAGGUGCCGACGGAGAUGCGUGGACAAAACCAACAUCUGCAGAAGGAAUUCUUCUUGUACACAGCAUCCAAGGCCAAAUGCAAAUCCUACAUCAACCUGCGAGAGGUGACCGAGCGCUUCCGCCUGGCGCCCGGAGAGUACGUCAUCAUUCCCACGACCUUUGAACCCCACCACGAGGGGGAGUUCAUCCUCAGGGUCUUCUCCGAGAAGAAGAGCACCUCAGAGGAGGCGGAGAACACGAUAGAGUCGGAUCAAACACGGCAAGACCACAAAAAGAGAAACAAGCCCAUCGUCUUCGUGUCAGAUCGAGCACGAGCCAAUAAAGAAAUAGAACACGACGGCAUUCAAGGCGACGCCAGGAAGAAGCCCAAGAGAAAACUUUUCGAGCCAGAAGAAGAAACGGAAGAGGAGAAACAGUUCAGAGAGAUCUACAAGAAGAUUGCUGGUGAGGACAUGCAAAUAUGUGCCAAUGAGCUGAAGAGGAUUAUGAAGAACGUGCUGGACAAACACAGCGACAUCAAGACUGAAGGCUUCAGUCUGGAGACCUGCAGAAGCAUGAUCGCCCUCAUGGACACGGACGGUACUGGAAAACUGAACCUGCAGGAGUUCAAACAUUUGUGGAAGAAGAUCAAGCAGUGGCAGGUGAUCUUCAAACGGUUCGACAAAGACAGAUCCUCCUCCAUAAGUAGUUUUGAAAUGAGGAACGCUGUGAACGAAGCAGGGUUUCACCUGAAUAAGCAGCUUUACGACAUCAUUGCAAUGAGAUACGCAGACGAACAUCUCAACAUCGACUUUGACAGCUACAUCUGCUGCUUUGUGAGGCUGGAGGGGAUGUUCAGGGCGUUUCAUGCCUUUGACAAAGAUGGAGACGGUCUGAUCAAGCUAAACGUCCUGGAGGUAAAGUAUCUCCAACAUUCCUGGUCCAACUCUUGCCUUUCCACAACCCAUCUGUCCUCCCUGACUCUGUCUCUAAACUUUUCCACAUGUCCACAUGACAGACUCAUUUCUGACCUUGUCAUUGUAGUCACUUCCAAUGACUCCCCCUAACAGCCUUCAUCUCUAACUCUUGUAAAGGCCCAUUUAUGCAAAGAAGUCCCAGCAAUGGCAGAAAUUCUCCGUCCUCCAGUCGCGAUAUAUUUAACAGCCUCACUGAUCACCGCCUCCUACAACGCUGCCUCUGUUUUCCUCUUUUGUGCAAGAGCAACAUAUCAAUACUUUGUUCACAGUCCCCAUGUUUGUUUUGGAGUUCAUCGUCAUAAACUUCUGACUAUGGGCUGCUCCCCCUGGUGGAUAUAUUGGUGUACAGCAAUAUCUACGUAAAGAACACCUGGAAGCAUGUGAUCAGUGACAAUAACGUUUGAAACAGACCGGUACAAUUUUUUACGUAAACAGAGCAUAAAAGGGCCUGAACUCUGACUCCUGAUUCUGCAAACAUAGACUAUGCCAAGACCACAACUGUCCUGUUAAGGUUUUUUUUCACCUCAUUUUCUAAACUGCUCCACCCUGCCUGCACUCUUCUUCUCUUCACCUCUGCCCUUAACUCUCCUUACAGCAGCCCUUUAAGACUUGUGUUAGAGCUAGUGUUGCCGAGUUAGCGCACAACCUGCACAUAAUUUUAUUUCUCUCAUUCCAGUGGCUUCAGCUGACCAUGUACUCUUAGACCACUGAGGACGAGUCACAUGACUGGAGCGCCGUUGUUGUGAAUGAAUGUUGUUUUGCACAGUUUUAAUUCAGGCAAGUCUUAAAGGUUCUCUUUUCCAGAGAAGACUUCCACAUACAGGGUCACUUUCAGGAUAGUUGUACGGAUCAGUUGUGUACUAACCUGUAUUUUUUUUUUGUAUCAGCACCUUUGUGAGGUUUCUCAGUGGUUACACUAAAGAUGUGAAGUUCAACUCAGCAUGUAGGAAAUAAAUGAAUCACUUCUGUCUGAAGAUGAUGUGGAGAGGUCAGCAAUAAAAGUGAAAUGAGUGGAAUUUCCUUACAAUGAUGACCUUAUUGUGGGAGAGAUUUGACACAUCCACCUGGUCCUGGCUGGUGGUCUCCUCCCACCUGAGUCAGGGUCUCCACCAGAUAACAGAAACCCAGUUCCAAGUCAUAGGAAAUGCACAUUGCUCAACCCCGUCUACACCUCAUUAGCCUUAAAGUGAACUCACAAUAGGCCCAAACCCCCCAGUUGGUGUCCCCUCACUGGGAAAUAGGAAGCUCAGCAGAAACCAGUUUGCAGUGCAUCUUUAAUCUGAAGCAGUUCAUUCUUGUUGGUUCACAAAACAAAGUAUAACACAGUCAUGAUGGAGCAGAUCAAACACCCAAUGUGAUGAUACAGACAAACAACUCCAGUUCACUAAAUCUCCCACACAGAGGCAAAGUUUAUGUUAAGUUGGGUCAGACUGGGAUGCAAAAUGAAAAUUCUGUUCAGUGUGACGUACAGGUCACUCAGGGUCAUGAAUAGCGUCGCUCUGCAUGUGUGAACAGAUCCACUGGUCGACAAAGUAAAUACGUUGAAAAAGGACAAACUGAAAAGGCAGAGGAAACCGUUUCUUCUUUCACCUCCUCACUUCACUGUCCAUCGUGACGUGAUGGCUCAUGUGACGAGGCAGCUCCUGCGACAGAGAAACGGGGCGACUGUGACGUGCUGCCGUUCAAACAAGACUUUUCAUGUCUCAAAAUUUUGCACAAAUAUGAAUGUGAACAGCUAAAUAUCAAUAAAAUAAAGCUCCACUUGU